AUGGGUGCCGAUACCCAUAUCCCUGUGAUUUAUGAGCACGAUGACAAGGCCACCACAAUAUUGCCUCUUCUAGCAUCUCAUUUACCACUUUCGUCCGCACUCCUGCGUCGUAUUCAACAUGGAAUCGCCUAUCCAGCUCCCACCGCCAAGAUCUUAGCCACAUUCUCCCCAUCGACAUCCCCAUCCCCUGACACACCAUGGCUGGCUGCGCGAGUGGAUCUCUUCCGCGGCCGCGAGACUCAGAUCAUCCUAUACUCCAGCCUUGAAGCGGAGCACACAUCAAUCCAGCCGAUCGUUUCAGCUCCGCCUGUCACUGUCACCACCCCGAGUGACGGGUCCAGUCCCAGCGCGACGGAAAGCAACAAUAACGCCAGUCCCGGUCCCAAUUAUACGGUAGCUACACUCCACUCGGCUUCUCCUGCUUUUCUGGACCUGGCCCGUGAGCAACUAUUGGCUCUCCUCGCCUAUAUCAAGACCAACCUGUUGCCAGGGUACCUAGCUUCCCUGCCACCUGACCUUACGAAGAAGUCAGCCGCGAUGCAAUCGCCAAAUGGGGUACCGUUGAUCCCGGCACCGGAUCCUCGGGCGUUUCUUAUUGGGACCCUGCAUACAGGGCUGUUUACGCUACUCUUGCAGUCGGGGGUUUUCCCGCACCCUGAUGACGUGGUUGCGCCGAGUGAAAAGUUGGUGCCGUUGCCUGGGCUGAAGGUUCACCGGUAUGAUAACCCGCCGUAUAGCAAGUUCUAUUUCCCGAGGGAGGUGUUUACCAUGCGGGAUGGUGGGGCUGAGAUCCCUUUGCCGAAUGGCUAUCGGUUUCAUGAUCGGAAGGGACGAGUAGGCGUAUUAGAGGCGCAUUUGGAUCUUGUGCAGAGCCGGACGAAUAUUCCUAGAUCCAAGGCGCAGCUGUUGUCUAUACCUGGUGUCGCGAUCUAUUGUGACACGCAGUCUGCUACGCGUGGCGAUGGUGAAGAGGAUGAAUUGCCUGUUGCGUGGGCUUUUCUGGGUGUUGAUGGGCCUAUUGCCACUUUGCAUGUUGAGCCUGAGCACCGAGGAAAGGGUCUUGCACUUUCCUUGUCCAAGGAAGUGAUGCGGCGCGGUAUGGAUUCUAAUGGGGUGUUUGGAGCUGACCGGCUUGAGUUUAUGGAUGAGAAGCUGCGGCAGAAGACUACUGCUUGGGUGCAUGCUGAGGUUGCUCAAAUCAACAAGGCCAGUCGCAGAGUCAUGGAAAAGGUGGGAGGCGAGGUGAAGACAACGGUGAUGUGGGUGGUUAUCGAGCUUUGUAAUUGA
Messenger RNA from Penicillium angulare, 1287 nucleotides. RefSeq lists its product as uncharacterized. The transcript has a single exon. NCBI's taxonomy places the organism in Eukaryota, Fungi, Ascomycota, Eurotiomycetes, Eurotiales, Aspergillaceae. The coding region runs from base 1 to 1287 and encodes 428 amino acids. The record is from RefSeq and is a predicted model, not a curated record.